AUGGAGUCACAAUCCACGAUCCCACUGAUCAUCGAUGGCCAAGACAUCCUAUCCUCUCUCAAGGAGAGACAGGGCACAGUCGCAAACCAACACCCUGGUGGUCCCGGUUUCUACCAGGGUGCUACCAGAGACCUGGCCCUUCAAGCAGUACAAUCCAGUGCGAAGGCCUUCCCAACAUGGUCAAAAACUACUCCGAUUGAGCGUCGAACCCUCUUCUUCAGACUAGCCCAGGUUCUGAGAGACAGGGCCGAUGAGAUCAAAAGCGUGUGUUGCCAGGAAAUCCACUGCGGACCACUGUGGGCGGACAUUAUCACCAACGACAGCAUUGGCCUGAUCGAAGAGUACGCGGCGCUCAUCACCAGUGUGGCAACAGGGUCGAUUCCGUACAUCCAGCAAGGCUAUGGCAUGGUCCUGAAAGAACCGCUGGGAGUGGUUCUUGGAAUCGCCCCCUGGAAUGCGCCGAUCAUCCUGGGCCUUCGGUCGGUAGUGGCCCCCAUUGCCGCAGGCAACGUUGCCAUCUUGAAGGGCUCCGAGCUUAGCCCGCAGACUCACUACCUCCUCGCUUCCCUCUUCCGCGAGGCGGGCUUCCCCCCCGGGGUUCUAAAUUUCCUGCUCCAUCAACCGGAAGACGCACCGGAGAUCUUUGACGUUCUCAUCACUCACCCGGCCAUCAAGAAAUGCAACUUCACUGGCUCGACGCAGGUCGGUCGGAUCAUCGCAUCCCAGGCCGCCAUGGCACUUAAGCCGGUGUUGUUGGAGCUCGGAGGCAAGAACUUCACGGUGGUGCUCGACGAUGCGGACCUGGAUCUCGCGGCUAGGGAGAUUACAAAAGGUGCCUUUCUCAAUAACGGUCAAAUCUGCAUGUCCACAGAUAUGGUCUUGGCCACGACCGCGGUGGCCCCGGAUCUCGAGGCCCGAAUACUGGCCAUCUUGCGUGAGAUCGAGACUGCGCCAAUGGUCAUUUCUCCGGCGGCGAAAGCCAAAUUGGCGAUGCUGGUCUCUGACGCACAGGACAAGGGCGCUAGAAUCCACACUCCUCCCAAGGCCAUUGGCAAUACACCGCAGAGCUUUCCUCCGACCGUGGUAACGGGGUUGACUCCGGCGAUGAAGCUGUACGAGAUCGAGUCCUUUGGUCCGGUCGUCGGGAUUGUUUCACUUGAGACCGAGGAACAGAUUGUCUCCGUCAUCCAGCAAGCCAAGUACGGCUUGUCUAGCUCAAUCAUCUCGCGAAACCACUAUCGUGCUCUGGAACUCGCGGGGUCUAUCAAGGCCGGGGCGGUGCACAUCAACUCUAUGACCGUGCAUGAUGAGCCAACUCUGCCGCAUGGGGGGUACGGGGAUAGCGGCUGGGGUCGCUUCGGCGCUCGGUGGGGGCUAGAGGAAUUCGUCCAGACGAAAGUCGUGACUUUGCAUCCUUAG
Aspergillus uvarum CBS 121591 is the source of this 1419-nucleotide messenger RNA. RefSeq names its product putative aldehyde dehydrogenase. The record is from RefSeq and is a predicted model, not a curated record. The transcript is spliced from 3 exons. Gene Ontology annotation, molecular function: succinate-semialdehyde dehydrogenase (NAD+) activity. Lineage: Eukaryota; Fungi; Ascomycota; Eurotiomycetes; Eurotiales; Aspergillaceae. The coding region runs from base 1 to 1419 and encodes 472 amino acids.